AUGGAUAGCACCAAAAUUAGCAAGCUGCUAAAAGAAAUCUACAAUCUACAAAAAGUAAGAGAAGCCGCGAGUGCUGCCUUAUUGGAAUCGCCGGAAUCAUUGGAUAAUAGCCUUAAUGAAAGCCUAGAAUCGGAUUGUGGAUCAAUGGAAUCCUAUGAAAAUAUUGCAAAUGAAAGAAUCUCGGCCAAGGUAUACCGUAAAAAGGAAGACAAUCGUCCCAGUACAACUUCGGUACCGGUUUAUUUUGUUCGUUCGGAAAAAGGCACCUACUUUUGGACUAAUUGA
Messenger RNA from Musca vetustissima, 285 nucleotides. RefSeq names its product enhancer of split m4 protein-like. Lineage: Eukaryota; Metazoa; Arthropoda; Insecta; Diptera; Muscidae. Gene Ontology annotation, biological process: Notch signaling pathway; sensory organ development. Bases 1 to 285 code for a protein of 94 amino acids. The transcript has a single exon. The record is from RefSeq and is a predicted model, not a curated record.